AUGUUACCUUUAUCCGUGAAGGACGACGAGUAUAAACCCGCCAAGUUCAGUUUGGUGCUCAAACUGUCAGGAUGGAUCAGGUCCAUUUUGGCCGACAGAACGUCCCGAAAUUUAUUUUUCUUCCUGUGUUUGAACCUUUCCUUCGCCUUUGUGGAGCUAAGCUACGGCAUCUGGAGCAACAGUCUAGGCUUGAUCUCGGACUCGUUCCACAUGUUCUUCGACUGCACGGCGCUACUGGCGGGCCUGGCGGCGUCGGUCAUCUCCAGGUGGCGCUCCAACGACAGCUUCUCGUACGGGUACGUCCGAGCCGAGGUCAUCGGCGGAUUUGUCAACGGGCUCUUCCUCGUCUUCACCGCUUUCUUCAUCUUCUCCGAAGGCGUGGAGAGGGCUUUGGAACCUCCGGACGUUCACCACGAGCGCCUCCUUCCGGUCUCUGUCGCCGGCCUGCUGGUCAACCUGGUGGGGAUCUUUGUUUUCCAACACGGAGGCGGACACGGACACUCGCACGGAGAGCAAGGUCACGGCCACAGCCAUUCGCUGUUUAACGGUACGCCGGGCCACUCUCACUCCCACCACGGAGGCCACUCCCACCACGGAGGCCACUCCCACCACGGGGGCCACUCCCACCACGGGGGCCACGAAGACCACGCUCAUCACGGACACGGUCACGACAGUCCGGACGGUGAGGCGGCGCGACCGCUAUACGAGCGGCGGCCGGGUUCCGGUAAACAGAUCCUUCAGGGCGUGCUGCUGCACAUCGUGGCCGACACUCUGGGCAGCGUGGGCGUGAUCGUUUCGGCUCUCCUGAUGCAAAACUACGACCUGAUGAUCGCCGAUCCCGUUUGCUCCAUGCUCAUCGCCGUCCUCAUCGGCGUCAGCGUGGUUCCUCUGCUGCGAGAGUCCAUCGGGAUAUUGAUGCAGAGAACGCCACCCUCCCUGGACCACGCUCUCCCCGAGUGCUACCAGAGGGUGCAGCAGCUUCAAGGCGUGUACAGCGUGCAGCAUCCCCACUUCUGGACUUUGUGUACCGACGUGUACGUGGGAACCCUCAAAGUGGCGGUGGCCCCCGACGCCGACGCCCGCUGGAUACUCAGUCAGACGCACAACAUCUUCACGCAGGCGGGCGUUCGCCAGCUCUACGUUCAAAUCGACGCGGCCGCCAUGUAG
Nerophis lumbriciformis (worm pipefish) is the source of this 1167-nucleotide messenger RNA. Lineage: Eukaryota; Metazoa; Chordata; Actinopteri; Syngnathiformes; Syngnathidae. The record is from RefSeq and is a predicted model, not a curated record.